AUGCCCACGCCUACGUUUCUUGUCUGCCCAGACGUGGUGAAGUUCGAGAACGUCGGCCAGAUAGCCGUGGUUAACGGGAUGGUCUACCUCGGCGGGUCCGUGGGCAUCGACAAGUCUGGGACUCUUCACAAGGGUCUCGAGGAGCAGACGCGUCAGACCUUCGAUAACAUCCGAAAGUGUCUAGAGUAUGCCAACUCUGGUCUGGACUAUAUCGUUUCGCUCAACAUCUUCCUGUCCACGUCUCUCAGCGACAGUGAGGAGGCCCGCUUCAACGAGCUCUACCGCGAGGUCUUCUGCGUGCCAGCCACGCGCCCCUGCCGCUGCUGCGUCCGGGCCCAGCUGCAGGAGGGGCUCCUUGUCGAGGUCGUCAACGUGGUUGCGGCGCAGAAGUAA
Messenger RNA from Giardia duodenalis, 393 nucleotides. Its product is annotated as Endoribonuclease L-PSP. Lineage: Eukaryota; Fornicata; Diplomonadida; Hexamitidae. Gene Ontology annotation, cellular component: cytosol; mitochondrion. The coding region runs from base 1 to 393 and encodes 130 amino acids. The record is from RefSeq and is a predicted model, not a curated record. The transcript has a single exon. Gene Ontology annotation, molecular function: deaminase activity.